GUGAGAAAUGUAGCAAUUGACAGAUGUCAAGUGUCAACUUGGGGUAUUAUUUAAGAAAUUAUUAAUUUUAUUUUUAAUUUAAACGGCCUAUGCCUUAUUGUUGUGAAUACAAAAUACAAUAUUGACAGAGAAAAUUUAAUAAUGACCGACGAAUAUGCUGCCGUAAAAAGAGGAAAGUUGAUUCUUAAAGGCGACAAACCUAAAGCAAAGAAGCGUAAACAUAAAAAGAAAGAUAAAACAGAAGAAAGUACAGUAGAUGAAGAUUGCAUUAAACAUGGUGGAUGGUGGAAGGCACAGAGAAUCGAAGACAUUUCUGGAUCAAUAGCUAUUGAGUUUGGUAACAAUUGCUAUGUUUCGGCUUUGGACAAUGGUCUAUUUACAAUCGGGGCUCCACAUGAUGAAGGAAGUGGACCAUCCCCUGAAGAAAUCUUUACAGCAUUUCCGGCUGGAGAGAACAAGUUUGCUUUGAAAUCAGGUUAUGGGAAGUACCUGGGUGUGACUAAAGAAGGAACUGUGAUUGGAAGAUCAGAUGCUGUUGGAACUAUGGAACAAUGGGAACCUGUGUUUGAAGACGGCAAAACCGCCAUACUGAGUUCAGUAAACAAGUUCAUGUCGGUGAAUGAUUCUGAGUCAGUGGUGGCAGUGAGUACUACUGCUGGUCACAGUGAGACUUGCUGCAUCAGGAGCUCCCGAGAGCGACACCAGCCACAAGCUGCUCAAGGCCAUGAAGGAGACCUCACUCAGCUUGAAGUAGACUAUGUGAAGAAAUUUCAAAAAUUCCAAGACAAAAAGUUGAAAAUAAACGAAGGUGGUGCUUCGGAACUAAAGAGAGCCAAGGUGGAGGGCAACCUGCAUGAGACGUUACUUGAUAGAAGAAGUAAGAUGAAGGCAGACAGAUACUGUAAAUGAAAUAAAUAUUAAACAUACAAA
Messenger RNA from Danaus plexippus (monarch butterfly), 930 nucleotides. RefSeq names its product protein FRG1 homolog (gene FRG1). The coding region runs from base 142 to 909 and encodes 255 amino acids. Gene Ontology annotation, molecular function: actin filament binding. The record is from RefSeq and is a predicted model, not a curated record. NCBI's taxonomy places the organism in Eukaryota, Metazoa, Arthropoda, Insecta, Lepidoptera, Nymphalidae. The transcript is spliced from 4 exons. Gene Ontology annotation, cellular component: nucleolus; catalytic step 2 spliceosome; striated muscle dense body.